UACAAAAUUAAAAGAAAAAUACAUUAACGGUCAUUUAAAGAAAUUCUAUUUUUAAAAAAUUGCACGGAAAUAUAACCUAUAGAUCAUUUCCGUUACCUUCCUAUCAUUAGACAGACCGAAGCCAUGAUCUUUUUCAGUUCACUUGACAUAGCACGAUUUUAUACACAAGAAAAAACGUAAUUGGAAAUGAUCACUCUUCAGUCACAUAAUCAGGUGCUCUUCCAUCUGACACAAUUAACAUCAAGCAUUAAUCCCAGAUUUGUACCAUUCGUUGUAAAAGAAGAGAAAAAAAGCAAACCACCUAUUCAUAGGAAUGAAGAUCUUUGUUUAGACAGUUUCGUCGAGGUAGCAAAAAAUUGUCAAAAUUUGCCAAUUCUCAAAUUAAAUGUCAACAACAUUGGAAAUAUCUGUGGAACGAAAAAUGAUAAUUCGUGGUUAAUAUUGGAUAAUAUUUUUUAUAAAACGUCUAAGAAGAAAUCAUUAAGAAUAGAUUCCAAAUGGAAUGUGUCAUAUAAAUCAGGAAGUAAUUUUACUGAAAAUAAAAGAAAAUUUCCAUGCUCGGAACUUACACAAUCUAUGAUUUUACCAACAAUAUGUUUAUCAUUUAAAAAACAAUAUAAACCAUUUCAUAAUGUGUGGAAUAUAAUACCAUCAGAUUAUAAUGUACAAGUACGUUCUUUUAAAACAGAACGUGACAUAAAAGUAACGUAUAAAAGGAAUCCAUCGGUAUUCACUAGGAUGAAGGAAUGGUUUGAUUCGUUUGGUCUAUCUUCGGAGUCUCAUAAGACGUCGUUUCCUAGCGAUCUCAAACCACAGGAUAUAGAAUUUAUGAACAAGAUUUUUGCAAAUAUGAACGAUGUUACUGGUGAAACGAAAAAAUCCAAAGUAGCUUUUGCUGAGGGAUAUGCUUUAGGUUUACAAGCAAAAGUUAAAAAUCGCAAGGGAUGGUUAAAAUUUAUUAAUUGGUUGUCUAUAGCAUUGUUGGUGCUCAUCAUAUGUUUCCCUUUUGCCAACCUAGGAAGUGUAUUUAGAUUUUCAUUUAGUAACAAAAGUGAAAUUGAUCCAGAAGAAAUUCAUUUUACGUUCGAUGAUAUCAAAGGAGUUGAGGAAGCUAAGCAAGAAUUGAAAGAUAUAGUGGAAUUUCUAAGAGAUCCCGAAAGAUUUACUUCAUUGGGUGCAAAAUUACCAAAAGGUGUAUUAUUGGUAGGUCAACCGGGAACUGGUAAAACGAUAUUAGCACGUGCAGUAGCUGGCGAAGCUGGCGUACCAUUUUUCCAUGCAGCUGGACCUGAAUUUGAUGAAAUUUUAGUAGGACAAGGUGCACGUAGAGUGAGAGAUUUAUUCAAAACAGCCAAGGAAAAAGCACCAUGUGUGAUCUUUAUCGAUGAAAUUGAUUCUAUUGGUGCAACGAGAACACCUUCGGUUCUUCAUCCAUAUGCAAAUCAAACUAUUAAUCAAUUACUUUCAGAAAUGGAUGGAUUUCAUCGAAAUGAAGGAGUCAUCGUAUUAGGUGCUACAAAUAGAAGAGAUGAUUUAGACAAAGCAUUAUUGAGACCUGGUCGUUUCGACGUUGAAGUUAACGUUCGAAUACCAGAUUAUACAGGACGAAAGGAAAUCUUAGAAUUAUACUUAGCAAAAAUUAUGACUCGUGAUAUUGAUGUAGAUUACUUAGCAAGAGGCACAACUGGUUUUACUGGAGCAGAUAUAGAAAAUAUGGUGAAUCAAGCUGCUUUACAAGCAGCAAUACUUAAUUCAGAAAAUGUAACUAUGAAACAUCUGGAGUAUGCAAGAGACAAAGUUCUUAUGGGUCCAGAAGGAAAAUCUAAAAUCCCUGAUGAAGAAACUAAUCGUAUUACAGCAUAUCAUGAAGCUGGUCAUGCAUUAGUUGGAUUAUAUACAAAAGAGGCAGAUCCACUUCACAAAGUAACAAUUAUUCCACGAGGACCUUCUUUAGGACAUACUUCAUAUAUUCCUGAAAAAGAUAAUUACCUUACAACCAAAUCACAUCUAUUGGCUAGAAUGGAUUGUUUGAUGGGAGGACGUGCAGCUGAAGAAUUAAUUUUUGGUCCUGACAAAAUUACUACAGGAGCAGCUUCAGAUUUUCAAAAUGCUACAAAGAUAGCAGAAACUAUGGUACAAACGUAUGGAAUGUCUGAUAAAGUUGGAGUUAGGAUGUACGAUUUACAAAAGAAUUCGAAUUAUGCUCCUAGUACUAAUGAAAUGCUUGAUAACGAAAUUAAAAGACUUUUACAAGAAUCAUAUGAACGUGCUAAGAACAUAUUGAAAUUGCAUGCUAAGGAACACAAACAAUUAGCUGAUGCUUUAAUCGAAUAUGAAAUAUUAGAUUCUGAAGAGAUAAAAGCUGUAAUAAAUGGAAAAAAAAUAAGAAAUGAAACUCCAAAUAAAAAAGCAACAAUUAUAGAUGUACCUAAUAAGAAUGUACCUAAUCAUCCAACUAAUACGGGACUCUUAGAUGUACCUAAUAAAAUGUAAUUAAUAAUAUUCUAUACUAAAGUAUAACUUUUGUUGUGAAAAUUGAAACAAUUUAUAGACACAAUGUACCAUAUUUAUCACGUGGAUGUAAAUUUAAGAAAUAAUUUCGUAAAAUUAAAACAAAA
Polistes dominula (European paper wasp) is the source of this 2618-nucleotide messenger RNA. It is a transcript of the gene YME1L, whose product is annotated as ATP-dependent zinc metalloprotease YME1L. Gene Ontology annotation, biological process: protein quality control for misfolded or incompletely synthesized proteins; mitochondrion organization. NCBI's taxonomy places the organism in Eukaryota, Metazoa, Arthropoda, Insecta, Hymenoptera, Vespidae. The record is from RefSeq and is a predicted model, not a curated record. Gene Ontology annotation, molecular function: metalloendopeptidase activity; ATP hydrolysis activity; ATP-dependent peptidase activity. Gene Ontology annotation, cellular component: mitochondrial inner membrane.